Molecule: messenger RNA, 3472 nt
Organism: Eupeodes corollae
Lineage: Eukaryota; Metazoa; Arthropoda; Insecta; Diptera; Syrphidae
Product: X-linked retinitis pigmentosa GTPase regulator
Exons: 6
Coding region: 408-3374 (988 amino acids)
Cellular component (GO): cytoplasm
Molecular function (GO): guanyl-nucleotide exchange factor activity
Source: RefSeq, a predicted model, not a curated record
UGGCAAUUGUUUGACCAGUAUUCAAGUAACCGGGUAACUGACCACAAGUCCUCGCGACAACGGACCUCAAGUUCUAUCCAAGCAGUGAAAUUGGAAAAGACUUUUAUCCACAACCAUUUAAAAUCGAUCGAAUAUACAAUUGAACGGUUUUCCAAAGGAUUCUCGUCAACGUCGUCCUCGUCGCCAUUGUCCCUAUCGCUUGUCCUGGCUCGUCCACCCAUCGUCGUCGGUCGUUUGCUUCAAAGUGGAAUAAUGUAGACUGUGUUGCUCUUAGUUUCGUUGGCAUAGAUAUUUGGUGUGAAAAACACAAAGUGAAAACGAAAACAGGAUAUUUUAUAUUUUUCUUUUAGCAAAAAUAUAGAAAACAUAUAAAUCAACAAAGAGAUUUCAACAAAAAGGAUAACACUAUGGAUAUACCCAAUACAGGAGCCAUAUUCACUCUGGGGAAAUCCCAUUUAGCUGAGAAUACACAAAGCUACUUCUAUAUAAAGAAUGACCCGGUUAGGAGGUUAACUUCCGGUGCCAACCAGAGUGCAGUUAUUUGUGAAUCAGGACGUUUAUUUGUUUGGGGUGAAAACUAUUUCGGUCAAUUGGGAGUCGGAACAAAUAACAAUAACACCAACAACAUAAUAACUAAACCCACAUGCGUAAAGUCCUUGAAGACACUUGGUCUCAAAAUUGCCGACAUUGCAUUUGGACACGGUUGGGCAGUUAUUCUCACCCAUUCCAAUGAAAUCUUCUUCACGGGAAGGAACAUAUUCCCAUCGGACACAAAGGUUUCUGAAAACUUCACCACGACAACCAUUGGCACAGAGAAGUAUUCCAUCAUAAGAAAACCAUUCCGUCUCGAGGAACUUGAUAAUUGCCUCCAAAACAGUGAAGAUCCAGAAAACUUCGUUAGCAUUUCAGCUGGAAAUGACCAUUUCGUCAUGUUGACGUCUGUUGGUCGUCUUAUCGCUUGGGGUUCGAAUUCAAAUCACCAACUUGGCUCAGAUGAUCCUGACCUCAGAGAACCCUACGAAGUUCAGCUAGACUUCAAAGUGAAGCAAUUUGUUUGUGGUCCUUCGUCGACUUUGAUUCUAACCGAGAAUGGGAAUCUUUAUCUCACAGGAAAGUUGAGUGAAUUCACUUUCCAACAAUUUACAGAACUUCAAAAGAAUCUUUCAGCUCAAGAGGAGAUCCUCUUCAUGCAUAUUUCACAAGCGAGUGAAAUUUACAUAGUCACCACCGAGGGAGGAAUUUAUCGGAGUAUGGAAUCCACACGACAUAAUAGUUUGAUCUUUCAGAGGUUUUACGAUUAUGAUAGUGAGGAAAAUGGCCAAAUUGUCAAGCUUCUGCGUGGAACUUCAUUUUUUGCCGCCCUCACAAAGGCCAAUAAGUUCUAUACGACUUUUUCAGAGAGUGGUCAUCAUUUGAAGACAUUUCGAGAGAUAUCCAAAUUUAAGAAUCUUCGAACUCUCGAUAUGGUUGUGGGGGAUCAACAUAUUUUGGUGCAUGGAAUUCCAAGGUCGGCCGCAAAUAAGUUGCUCAAUAAGACUUUUGUGGUUCGUCCGGAUUUGAAUGGGAAUAUAAACCAAAUUGGAGAAGUAGUUCGCGUUGUGGAACAGAACAUCCCAGAAGAAUCUGAAGAACCCGAGGAGAAUGGAAAUCAAGCAGAAACUAUAAAACCCAACACACCAGUGAAGGAAAAAGUCGAAGUCGAGGAAGAUCACAUCGAAGUGAAGGAAAUUUCUGUAGAAUCAAAUGAAAACAAAAAAGAAGACGUUUCAAAAGAUGAAGAGGUUAAGGAAGUUAAGGAAGAAAAACCACAAGAAAAACGUCCACCAUCAUCAUCGUCUUCGAAAGAUCUCGACAUCUUUGAGGACACAUCACCGACAAAUUCGAUGAAGUCAGCCAGAUACCGUCGAUUGGAUGAUUCCGAAUGGGAUAGCAAUAAUUCCACACCGUCCAAGAAGACUAUUCUCACAGCAAACGCCGGCGAUAGCUCAUCCCCAACAUCUCCUGUGAAAUCUCGCAAGAGUUCUUCUCGAUCGAUUAGUUUUGAUGAGAAGGCUCUAGCGCAGCAGGUGACGACUUCUGCUGAGCGUAAAACAAGACCCAAAACACCCUAUCCAGAUGGAACUCCUCUUAAACCAAACAAAUUGAAUGUCAAGGAAGAGGAAACGCUUGAGAAAACAAGCCCAGAACUUCAUGAUAGUCUGGAGAACAUCCCAGGAUCAGUGGCUGAUAACCAACAACAAGAAAAUGGAACCACAAAUAAAAAGACAUCUGCGAAGAAACGAGCCUUGACUCCGAUUGUCCGGACAAAUGAGCCAAUGAUGUCCAGCGAUGAAGACGAGCAACUGGCUGUGGAGAUCAGUUCCACAGAACUUUUGGGAAAAACGGUAGUGAAUGAGAUAAGAUUCAUCAACAAUGGAGUUGAUGUCACAGACAUCUCGAAAAGAGCCUUGGAAGAAGAAACCCCUGUCAAGGAGAAGCCUAAACAAAUUCUGGAGCAGGCUGGUGAAUCAAUUCACAAAGCUACAGAUGCAGCGAAGAAUUUAGUUGAGGAGAAGCCUAAGCAGAUUCUAGAUCAAGCUGGAGAAGCCAUCCACAAAGCUACAGAUGCGGCGAAACACUCCGCAAUCACCGCAGCUGAAGUCACUGUCCAAACUUUGUCAAAAGAGAAAGAUAAAGCAAUUGAAAAAGUCUCAGAGGAAGCCGAGAAUAUAGGUGGAAAGAUUACGAGCACAUUGAGUGCGGCUGCGGGAAAAGUGUCUUCAGAAGUUGACAGUGCGGUGGGCAAGGUUUCUGAGAAAUUCGAUUCCACGGUGUCGGCAGUUUCCGAAGGUGUUGAUAACACAGUUUCGUCGGUUUCGCAAAAGGUCAACACAACAACGAACAAGAUUUCAUCAAAGGUCGAAGACGCAAAGCAAAGUUUGUCGAAUUUCUUUACCGGCGGCGGCGGUGGUAGUACCAGCGCCAGUGCCGGAGGUCAUAAGGAGGCUAGUCCAAAUCUAAGUUCUAAUGUCAGUACAGCUGUGACAACCGAGGAGACGUACACACCAAAGGAUGAGUCAAAGAUUGAUGAUGACGAAAGGACAACGGCGUCAGUAAACUCCAACCUCAACGGAGUGGGCAACACCUUCGAGAAUGAGCGCGAUAAGGACUUUGAGCCUGCGAAACGGACAUUAGGCGAUGAAAUUCGGACAACCGGCGAGAAUGGAAAGGGACGAGUGAUGCAGUUCAUCAGUGACUUGAAGGCGAAAGGAAAGGGCAUUUCCUGUAGGGAUCAGAAGUCGGUUCGAGUUGCAGAUGAACCGCCAAAAUAUACCCCAGUAGAUGAAUUGGCCGACCAAACAGACAACAAAUCGAAAGUUUGCACAAUUUUGUAAAAUAAAAUGCAUUUAAAUUUUGCAAAAAUUAAUAAAAUUCCAUUUUUUGAUUGAAAUGUAAAAGAAAAGAAAAAUAUAUUAAAAAGUUUGUAUGUCAA